CGAGAAUAACAGAAAUUUAAACUACGUGAUAUGCCCCGAUUGUGGAAAAAUGUGCAAAGAUGACACUCAUCUACUACGCAGAGAAUGUAAAAAGGAACGCAAUUUUGUCUGUUCGACAUGUGAUAAAGCUUUCAGACGGAAGUAUCACUUGAAAAGGCACAUGUAUCUAGUACACGAAUUCACAGUCCCGAAACUGAUCGUGAAGAACAUACAGAAGCUGAAAUACGCGAAGAAGCCAGUAAUCUACAAAUGCACAAGAUGUACCAAGAGUUAUCAAUUGGAGACAUCCUUGCGAAGACAUCAGAGAUUGGAAUGUGGCGUCCAUCCCAAGUACAAAUGCAUAAUAUGUGGCAAACAAUUUACGCAUAAAUUUGUAUUAACUCACCAUUUAGCGUCCUGCAAGAAAAAAACAGCUUGGAAUAGGAUAUGGUAA
This is a messenger RNA of Mycetomoellerius zeteki, 433 nucleotides long. Its product is annotated as zinc finger protein 467. Lineage: Eukaryota; Metazoa; Arthropoda; Insecta; Hymenoptera; Formicidae. Bases 50 to 433 code for a protein of 127 amino acids. The record is from RefSeq and is a predicted model, not a curated record. Gene Ontology annotation, molecular function: DNA-binding transcription factor activity, RNA polymerase II-specific; RNA polymerase II cis-regulatory region sequence-specific DNA binding. The transcript has 2 exons.